Messenger RNA from Odobenus rosmarus divergens (Pacific walrus), 1665 nucleotides. It is a transcript of the gene RFXAP, whose product is annotated as regulatory factor X-associated protein. Bases 1 to 1119 code for a protein of 372 amino acids. The record is from RefSeq and is a predicted model, not a curated record. NCBI's taxonomy places the organism in Eukaryota, Metazoa, Chordata, Mammalia, Carnivora, Odobenidae. Gene Ontology annotation, cellular component: nucleus. Gene Ontology annotation, biological process: regulation of transcription by RNA polymerase II. The transcript has 4 exons.
AUGGAGUUCCAGUUCACAAGUGUUUUGAAACGUUUUAAACACAGUAGGUUUCAGCAAAAGAGCGCCGUCUUACCGAGCGCCCCGGCCGCUUCACCUUCACACAGAGCCUCCGCAGCGGCGGCGGCGCCAGCGAAGCGCUACGCCUCCCGCCAGCCCCAGAGCCGCGCUUGCGCAGUCAGUUCCUCCGCUGGAGGCUCGGCCCCGCCCCUCAGAGACGCCGAGUUCCCCGAAAGGCACCCGGCGUGGAAACGCUCGCGCGCAGGUGUCAGCAGCACGGAGGUGCAGGGUGUUGUCGAGGGUGCGGGGCCGGGCGCUGCCAGCGGCGCGCUCCGCCUCGGGGCCCCCGCCCCUGCUCUGGGCCAGGCCCCGGCUCCAGCCCCCGUCCCGGCCCCGGGCUCGCAGUUUACCCUGCUGGUGAUGCACCCCUGCGGAGGGCAGGACGACUCUGCGGCCGAGGGCGUCCUGAGGCAGACUCCGGCCCUGGGGGACGGCGCCGGUGCAGGCAAGCCCAUUAGGUACCUGUGCGAAGUGGCGGGGGCUGGCGAGGAGGAGGCAGGAGAGGACGAAGCCGACCUGCUGGACACUUCCGACGCCCCAGGGGGAGGCGAGAGCACCGCUAGUUUGGAGGAUCUGGAGGACGAGGAGACCCACUCUGGGGGCGAGGGUGGCAGCGGGGGAGCCCGGAGACGGGGCAGCGGCGGGGGCAGCAUGAGCAAGACCUGCACCUUCGAGGGCUGCAGCGAGACCACGAGCCAGGUGGCCAAGCAGCGGAAACCUUGGAUGUGCAAGAAACACCGCAACAAGAUGUACAAGGACAAGUACAAAAAGAAGAAAAGUGACCAGGCCCUGAACUGCAGUGGGUCCGCCCAGCCUGGCAGCGCGGGAAACGUCAGACUGGAGGAAAGUACAGAUAAUAUACUCUCCAUUGUUAAACAAAGAACAGGAACCUUUGGGGAUCGUCCUGCAAGACCUACUCUUUUAGAACAAGUGUUAAAUCAAAAAAGACUGUCAUUACUAAGAAGUCCAGAAGUGGUGCAAUUUUUACAGAAACAGCAACAACUAUUAAAUCAGCAAGUUUUGGAGCAAAGACAGCAGCAGUUUCCAGGAACAUCAGUGUGAAGGAAUUUAUCAAGAAGAUCCACGUGUUUUUUAUUUUGUUAUAGAAGAUGGACAUAUUUUUAUAAUAAAGAUAAAUGGGGUUAGAUAUGCCAGUAAAACAUAAACAGUCAUUUUCCUGUAAAUGUAUGUGUGCAUUUGGGGGUAACUAAGUAUUGCACUUUGUGCAUCUAAUCCUUUCAGAUUACUAUAAAUUUGAAGAAACAGCUUACCUUUCCAAAAUAACAUUUAAUUACAAUUGUUUUUUUAAACAAAGUAUUCCUCUUCAGUCAUCGUUACUGAAGGUAAUGAAGCAGUUACUUUCUGUGGAAGUCACAAAGUUAAUAGGUAUUAAUUUUUGAUCAUUUAGUUCAGUGGUUCUUAUCAAGGGGCAGUCAGAAAUGGAUGAACAUGUUUUUGGUUGUCACAGUGAUCUUGAAAAAUCCUGGUUUUUGUGAGUGGGUCAGGAAUCCUAAAUGUUCUACAGUGUCUGGAAUGGCCUUUCACAACUAAUAAUUAUCUCACCCACAGUGUUAAUAACCCUCUUAAGAAACACUGACAGUUGUGAUA